Messenger RNA from Moneuplotes crassus, 2806 nucleotides. The record is from the annotation of a GenBank genome assembly. NCBI's taxonomy places the organism in Eukaryota, Ciliophora, Spirotrichea, Euplotida, Euplotidae.
UGUGACAUGAACCAGAAACAAGACGUUGUGCCUGAUAGGAAAGUUAUUACAAGCCUGAAACCUAAAGAAAGCCCAACUGAGAAGAGCGACCCCAAGGAGGUCCUCUACUCAGUUGAGAAAUUACUCCAACAGAAGGAGGAGCUCAGCCAGGUCAAGGUUUAUGAAGAUAAUAUUAAGAAUAUUGUCAAGAAGAGCGCUAAUGUCUCAAAAUCAGCAAUCAGAUGGCCCACUAGGCUUGAGAUCGGGUUCGAGCAAGGUCUCUCACCUAAAUCACAGAAAUCUAAUAGGACUAAUAUAAAAUAAUGGCUUAGCCAAGAAAGUUCGGAAGCCUUUAAAGAGUCCUCAACUUAGUAUGGACUUUAGCUUAGAGGUCAUCAGCAGGAAACUGAGUGUGAAGAACCCAAAGAAAACACAUAAGAAAGAGAUCCCUAGACCCAUCACUAUCCAGAAUGAUCAUAGUAAUACAUGUGAUAAUGUGGCUUUGCCAACCCAGAAUAGUAAAGAUAGCAGUCGCAUUGAUAUUAGCAAUCAUAAGCCCCAGAAACCUCUCGAAACAAAUACCAAGAACAUGUGUAUUGAAGCUCAAGAUUUUGAAGAUGUCUAUGAGUCUUCAUACAUAGACCAGCUCCAUAACUUAAAUCAAAAUCCUCGUACUAUGAAGAAUGCACAUACAAGUAUUAACGACUGUGAGAAGAAGUCUUUUAGUGACAAAAGGACUCCUCAGUCUCCGUACGACCGCACAGACCGAACUGACAGCUUUGAUAUCACCUCACAGAGCCAGGGUAGGAAUAGAGCCAAGGAAGGCCAAGAGGGCAUCCUGAUCCAGACAGCUAAUUUUGAGCAAAAUAAAUUGGAUACAGAGUCUAAGACCAGCAAUGAGAAUCCUAGGCUUAUUUCUAAAGAGCUCAAGGGCAUAAAAUCGAUUGAGAUGAAGUAUCUCUAUGAUAUGCUAACCACUGAUGCCCCUAUCAACAAGAGUAUCAUCAUUCGGCACCAUAACGGUGACCUGUGCAACAAUAUUAAAAAAUGUGUGAGGAUCGAGAGGAAUUCAGUCACUAUAUCAAAGGAAUGAGCUUAUAAAAACCAGACUGUUGAAAGUAAACAGCUUGGGAUAAAUGGGCGAUAUAUCAAAUGGUUAAAGAAUAAAAAGCAAAACAUGGCUUCAGAUAAUACCUCUGCUUUCAUCUCAUUUCCAAAGAAGAAUAUGUAUCAGCCAACUUUCCGUUCAUCAAAUGCUGAGAACAGAGAAAAUGACAUGAUUUAUAUCGAAGCGAAUGAGACUUUCAACCAAUAUACAUCUAGGCCAACUCGGAAAGAUAAGGUUGAGCAGCACAGGAAAGAGCUUAACCAGACUGACCCUAUUGAGCAUGGCGAUACAUCAAGCGAGAAUAGUCAUAAAAACUUCGCACCAAAUAGCCUAUCACAACCCAGAUAUUCAAAAAUUUCCCAAAAUAUCACAGUUGAAGAGUACAAGACCAAGUAUAAGCAGAAGUAUAGCUCCGAAUAUGAGCUAGAUGAUUCUGAGGAUAUGAUACAGGUCAAAGACCCUGACAGUGAUGUAAAGAAGGUAUUCACAGGCGACAAGCUCUCGCUUGGAACCGAAGGAAUGAAGAAUUACCUAAACUUUACCUUGAUGAAGACACCUCCAGGAAAGUGGGGACGCAAGACCAGUCAAGGCAAAAGUUCCAACCACAACCGUACUGAGUGAGGCUUCUAUAAGUCUCCUGUUUACAGCUCAACAAAAGUAGGCAAACAUAAAAGAGCUCUUUCACUGACUGGAAACCCUCUUGAUCCUAAGAUUCUUAAGUACAGAGAACUUAAGCUACUCCAAGAAGAGCAAUCUAAGAAGGAAAAUAAGAGUUUUUUCUCAAAAAUUUCAAAGCAAUUCUCAGAAGCUUCAAAGUUGCAUUUCGGCGAUAAUCCUGGCAGGAGAAUAAAUACCAGUCAUCUAAGGUUACAGGCAAGGAGACCUAUGAGUAAUGAGACAGCAUUCUCACAAAUAAUUGACCAGAAGAUCGACUUGUUCAAUCUGAAUAAUGGAGAUGCUUCAAAUCUGCUGAACAAAACUGUGAGGCUGGAUAACAAGAACCUAUUCGGGAUUAUUAACCGUAUAAACCCUCAGAGUGAAGUCCUUAGUUUCCCUAAAAACCUGAAGGAGCCUUAUAAGUUGCUUCAGUGUAGCCAGUUGAUUCGAGGGAAUAGAUCUAGCAGCUUUAAAAGAAACAUGAUACAGAAAGAAAGCAUCAAGAGUUUCAAAAAUUUUGCAAGUAAGCCUAUCUAUAGGCCUUCUGGAAAAGAUUUUAAGGUAAAAUCGCAGCUUCCUCAGAGUUUUCAGUUAAACUCUCCUAAGACUCCCAAUAAUUAUAAUCAGAGGUUUGGCAAUCAGAAGGUGAAGCCCAAGAAGGAAAGUUUGCUGCCCUUCAGUGCUCUUGAUAUCGAUCCCAGAACGAAGAUAGUGAAUCAAAAGAGACUAUCCACAGCAAAAAGAAUGAAAAGGGAUCCCUCUGGUGAGAUUAAAAAAGGUCAGAAUGAGGCUAAUAUAGAUGAUGAAGAUGCCCCAUCAUUUCUUACCUUCAAAGCAAGCACCUUCCGGCCUCUCACAAGUGAGCCAUUUCAUAAGAAGCAUGUAAAGAUGACUAGAAGAGGUGUACCUAUCUAUAAAUUUAGUGCUACAAAACCUAGCAACGAUUGAAACCCAUGAGACUCUAAAAAUAUGGAGAAUAGUGUGAUGACUCCGAAAAACCUUCUACAUGCAGCAUAUGGAAAUCAGUCAUAAAUCCCUGUUGCACACCUAGCUCAACCUUGA